This is a messenger RNA of Cornus florida, 1733 nucleotides long. RefSeq lists its product as uncharacterized. The transcript has a single exon. The record is from RefSeq and is a predicted model, not a curated record. The coding region runs from base 1 to 1470 and encodes 489 amino acids. NCBI's taxonomy places the organism in Eukaryota, Viridiplantae, Streptophyta, Magnoliopsida, Cornales, Cornaceae.
AUGGGUAGGGAUCGGACUACCAUGUUUAGUUUUCGCGGUUCAUGCUAUAUUCUUCUUGUUAUCUCUGCUUUCUCAUCCAUCUCAUUCCUCUACUGGUCUAAUUGCUCCAUCCCCUGUUAUUCCGGUGUUCAAUUGACAGUGCAAAAGCAAAACCAGCCCUUCGAUCUCCUUUCAUUUCCUUCUGCAUGGAACCAUCUUUCCUUUCCCUCAAGACCACCUCCAAAACUCCUUAAAAUCGCGGUUUUCGUCAAGAAAUGGCCGAAUAGAUAUCAAGCAGGGGGGCUUGAAAGGCAUGCCUUGACACUCCACCUUGCCCUUGCUAAACAAGGACAUGAGCUCCACAUCUUCACCACUUCUUCCUUAAAUUCAUCUUUCCCUAAAUACCCAAUGAGCAAUAUCUAUUUUCAUCUCUCCAAACCAACAGCUGCUGGUUAUUUAGACCAAUCUUUGGUCUGGAAGCAAUUUCAAUCCCAAAACUCAACCGGAAAACCAUUUGAUGUGGUCCAUAGCGAAAGUGUAGGGCUUAUGCAUACUAGAUCAAGAAAUGUGUCUAAUCUUGCUGUUAGUUGGCAUGGAAUCGCGUAUGAAACCAUACACACUGACAUCAUUCAAGAACUUCUGCGAGCACCUGAAGAAGCUCGGGCAUAUGCACUGACUGAAAGAGUUUUGAAGGUUGUGGAGGAGUUGAAGUUUUUCCCAAAUUAUGCUCACCAUGUUGCUACCAGUGAUCAUGCUGGCGAUGUCCUGAAAAGGAUCUAUAUGAUCCCGGAAGAACGAGUUCAUGUCAUCCUCAAUGGUGUAGAUGAGGAGAUUUUCAAGCCGGAUGCUGCCAAGGGCAAGGACUUUAAGCUGAAGUUUGGCAUUCCAGAAUAUAGGUCCUUGGUUUUGGGGAUGGCUGGGAGGUUGGUUAAGGACAAAGGACACCCAUUGAUGUUUGAAUCUCUGAAGCAGAUUUUCCAGGAAAAUUCUACAUUUCGGGAAAAUGUAGUAGUUCUGGUUGCUGGAGAUGGUCCAUGGGGUGCUAGAUACAAAGAUCUUGGAGCUAACGUAUUGGUUUUGGGGCCAUUAGGCCAGGCUCAACUGUCUAGAUUUUAUAAUGCUAUAGAUAUAUUUGUAAAUCCAACUGUUCGAGCUCAGGGAUUAGACCACACUUUGCUAGAAGCAAUACUUUCCGGCAAGCCAGUAAUGGCUACGAGGCUUGCCAGCAUUACAGGCUCUGUAAUCGUUGGCACGCAAAUGGGGUACACGUUUUCGCCUACAGUAGCUUCACUGAAGAAAGCACUUCAUGGGAUAUGGGAAGAUGGAAGAGAGAAUGUAGAGAAGAAAGGUAAGGCAGCUAGGGAAAGAGGAAUGGAGUUGUUCACCGCCACCAAAAUGGCAGCUGCCUAUGAAAGACUAUUCCUUUGUAUCGCAUCAAAUAACGGGGAAGACAGCAAUGACUACUGUCAAUACAAACCGUCAUACGGUUAAAAUUGCAAGAUCAUCAUGAGGUGCAAAUCCCGCACUUCAUCGACUCGGAUUGAAUAGAUUCAGUUCAAAGCACUUCUUGGACUUUGCCAUUUUAGUAUUAUACAUUCAUCUAAAUGGCGGUUCAGUGUACAUGAAUCUGCCUUUUAUUCAUUCAUCUAAAUGGAAAAAUUGACGGUUCAGUGUACAUGAAUCUGCCUUUUGGGGGCCAAGUAUAGUUGUGACAUGUGAGAGAGAAGCUUGAUUGGUGGCAAUCGGCCAAUAGA